Phycodurus eques (leafy seadragon) is the source of this 2839-nucleotide messenger RNA. RefSeq names its product polypyrimidine tract-binding protein 2-like. The record is from RefSeq and is a predicted model, not a curated record. Gene Ontology annotation, molecular function: mRNA binding. NCBI's taxonomy places the organism in Eukaryota, Metazoa, Chordata, Actinopteri, Syngnathiformes, Syngnathidae. The transcript has 14 exons. Gene Ontology annotation, biological process: mRNA processing; regulation of RNA splicing. The coding region runs from base 123 to 1676 and encodes 517 amino acids. Gene Ontology annotation, cellular component: nucleus.
UUAACUCCGUCACAGAAGGAGCUAACACCGCCUCCAUUUUGGUCUCGUGUGUAUGUUUGUGCAUCGUUGAUGUCAACUGGAGGUACAACAGGACCGAACGCAGAGGCACUAUUAAUACAGAAAUGGACGGCAUCAGCGAUGUUGCAGUUGGAGUGAAGAGAGGAUCAGAUGAGCUGCGUAUGUACAACAGUCCCAACUCUGGCAUGAGCAGUAUGAGUGAUGGGAGUUCCAGUGGCAGUGAAAGUAAAAAGCUGAGGGUAGAGGAGGCCCCACCAUCUCGUGUGCUCCACAUCAGGAAGCUGCCCAACGAAGCGUCAGAGACAGAAAUUAUUGCUCUUGGCUUACCAUUUGGAAAAGUCACCAAUAUCCUUACACUUAAGGGAAAGAACCAAGCUUUUUUGGAAAUGGGUACAGAAGAUGCUGCCAUCACGUUGGUUAAUUACUACACCACUGUAGUUCCUCAUAUUCGCAACGUCCCCGUCUUUAUACAAUACUCAAAUCACAAGGAGCUAAAAACCGAUGCUGGCAAUCAGCGUACACAGGCGGUGCUGCAGGCGGUUUCAGCAGUUCAGUCUGGUGGGUCACCUGCCUCAGAUGUACAGGAAAUACUUGCCACCGCCUCAAGCCCAGUGCUGCGGAUCAUCAUCGACAAUAUGUUUUACCCCGUAACACUGGAUGUACUACAGCAGAUUUUUUCCAAGUUUGGUACCGUCAUGAAGAUAAUCACUUUUACGAAGAACAACCAGUUCCAGGCUCUUUUGCAGUUCAGCGAACCUGUCAAUGCACAGCAGGCCAAACUGGCACUUGAUGGUCAGAAUAUCUACAAUGCGUGCUGCACACUGCGGAUUGACUUCUCCAAGCUGGUCAACUUAAAUGUCAAGUAUAACAAUGAUAAGAGUCGUGACUACACACGACCAGAGCUGCCAGCUGGUGAUGGCCAACCCAGCAUGGACCCUGCUGUGGCUGUUGCUCUCAGCAAAGACAACUCCCUCCUUGGUAAGAUUCCAGGAGCCCUGAACCCACUCAGCGCAGCGGCGGUAGCUGCUGCUGCUGCAGGAAGGGUUGCACUAGCUGGGCAGACAGGGUCCAGUGGGGUGCUCUUGGUCAGCAAUCUGAAUGAAGAGAUGGUUACGCCCCAAAGUCUGUUUACCCUCUUCGGAGUCUAUGGUGAUGUCCAGAGGGUGAAAAUUCUUUACAAUAAGAAAGACAGCGCUCUCAUUCAGAUGUCAGACGCCAACCAGGCUCAGUUAGCCAUGAGCCACUUGAAUGGCCAAAAGAUGUAUGGGAAAAUUAUCAGGGCAACACUGUCGAAACACCAGACUGUGGCACUGCCUCGUGAUGGCCUGGACGACCAGGGCCUGACCAAGGACUAUGCCAACUCUCCGCUUCAUCGCUUCAAGAAACCCGGAUCCAAGAAUUUCCAAAACAUUUUCCCGCCAUCUGCCACUCUCCAUCUCUCCAACAUCCCGCAAGAUGUUUCAGAGGAUGACCUGCGACUGCUUUUCUCAAACGCCGGAGGCACUGUGAAAGCAUUUAAGUUUUUCCAGGAUCGUAAAAUGGCCUUGAUCCAGAUGUCGACAGUGGAAGAGUCUGUCCAAGCCUUGAUUGACCUUCACAACUACAACAUGGGAUGCAACCAGCACCUAAAGGUUUCCUUCUCUAAAUCCACCAUUUAACAAUGUGACAUAAGAACCAUUGAUUCAGUUGGUUGUCAGACCCUGUCGUUUGAGGGAAACGUGACCUUCAUCCUGUUCUUCAAAAAUUGGGGAAAUUGCAGUAGACCCUCCUUGGCCAGCUGUUCUCAAUAUGUCUGGAAAAUAUUGACAUUUAUUGUCAUCCGUAUGAUAGUUUGAUGUAGAGCAGCAUUUAUUCCUUAAUUUCGACAAAAAUAUACAUGUGCCUUAUUUGAUAUCAGCUUUCCACAGCGCACACAUUUAUUAAAAAACCCCAUAUGCUUUCUAAUCUCAUGGAUGUACGGCAAACAAUAUUGUAUCUGUUAUUAGACAUGCACCCAUCGAGCAUUGUCACCUGUCAGCUUUUUUACAGUUUGAAUUGUGUAUUUUCCAUAUUGAGUCGCAUUCAGGGAUCAAUAUUCCUGAAAUUUACUUUAACGACAGUCCACAACCAACAGGAGAAUUUGGUUGGGUUUGAGAUUGUUCUUCCACAGAGAUGCCCUGUGAAAUAAAAUAUCAAUUUGGCCACCCCCAUGUCAGUACUGCAAAAUAUAAUAAUUGAUGAAAUAAAUAAUCAUAUUUUUUGUCCCUUAGAAUUUUCCUCCCUUUUUUUUUUUUCUUGUUACGGUGUACCUACUCUCCCUGACUAAUGUAUCUUCAGUUCUUGCUGUAAGUGAGCUAUCACAGCGUGUCUUGUAGUUUCCUAUUUUCUAUGGCUUAUUUUCAAGCAUCUGAUGUCCAUAGGAGUUCCAUGUAAUGGUCACUGAUAUUUGGUUUGAAAAGAUGAAUGGUUGCAAAACAGGUUACUUGAGAAUUCUACUCAGUUGGACCAAAGUUUCUGUGCCUUAAGUAUUCCUGUAAUAAGAAAAAAAAAAAGAAAGAAGAAACUAAAUCUGCAAAAAAAAAUGUCUUCAGUUUCAGGACGUUCCAAAAUUUCAUCUGAUUAUUUGUAAGAUUACAAUAACUAUUGUCUGAAAUGAUACAUUAAAAAAAUGACUAUGAACAAUUUUUGCUUCAAAUCUUUUGUUUCUCAUAUUGUAAUGGUCUGUCAAGUAAAAUAUAUUGUUUUCUAAUUUGGAAAUUUUCAGUUUUUGAGUGUUGAUUUGAUUGUAGUUGAUUCUGAAUUUCUUCUGUAGCAUGCUCAAUAAAACUUUUCUUUAAUAGUU